AUGACUGGAUGUCGGCCGGAGAAGCAGGCCGACACGGUUGCUGAGGCUUCGUUUGGUUUCGUUUUCCGACUGUACUUCUCAUCCGCACAUACCUUCCGAGUAGUGUCGACAAUUGCGCGAUGGCCUGGUGGUUACUUUUUCUUUCUCGGUGUCUGUUUCUCCCUCAGCGGGUUUAUGAAUAACCGCCGGUCGCUUUGUUCCAGGCACGACCUUGCCUACCUAUAUUCGACAACAUCGAGGCCCUGGUUACGCCGGUCUCGGGCAACUUUCUUUCCGUCCUGCAACCGCAUCCGAGUUGGGCAGGUUGAUUUCAUGUCUCGAGCUUGGGAUGCAGUGCUACUAUCAUAUUCCCAGCUAAAGCGAAACGCAACAUUACAUGUAGUAUACGAGUUGUCAGAGGCCAACAAACGAAGACCAACCACGCCAAGCCAAGUUCUCUUCCAGCUGCCCAAGGUACCUCCUGCCAAGUACCUAGGUACCUGCACUUCCGUCCAGGCUUCGGUCGCCAUCUCGUCUUUCCACCUCCAACCCCCAGACCAACGCUUUACCACACGAACAUUGAUCUUCCUCAUCCGAGAGGGAGAGAGCCCCUUGACGACUUCAAGCCAGCUCUUCGAGAUUAACCUGCGCUGCUAG
This is a messenger RNA of Sodiomyces alkalinus F11, 636 nucleotides long. RefSeq lists its product as hypothetical. NCBI's taxonomy places the organism in Eukaryota, Fungi, Ascomycota, Sordariomycetes, Glomerellales, Plectosphaerellaceae. The record is from RefSeq and is a predicted model, not a curated record. Bases 1 to 636 code for a protein of 211 amino acids. The transcript is spliced from 4 exons.